AUGUUGGACAUCACUAACGAGAUGAGAAGUCUUACCCUUUUUGAGACAAGACGGGAGCAGGAACUACAGGAGAGUCUGGGGAAGAUUUGUAAUCAAGAAGAGAUUUACUGGAAACAAAGAUCUCAGAUGCAGUGGUUACAGGAGGGGGAUGAAAACACAAAGUUCUUCUAUGCAGUGGCAAAUGGGCGCAAGAAUCGGAACUUCAUUCUAAGGAUUAUGAUUAACGACGAUUCUCUCAUGGAUCCCAAAGAUAUUGGCAAAAUUUUUAUGGAGAAAUUCAAACAACUUUUCAGGCACAAACGUGACUUCCGUUUCAAGAUUGAUUUUUCAAAGCGUUUAGAAAAGAAAGUGUCGAUUGAUCGGACUUCUUUGGAUCGACCUUUCACUUUAAAGGAAAUUAAAAGGGCCAUUUUUUUAUCUUGGUGGGGACAAAGUGCCAGUCUUACCAAGGUUAUAAAUCUUCUUUUUGAUAAUGCCCAAUCGUCAUUCUUAAAAGUUAGAUGUAUCCUUGACAACAUCGCCAUUGCUGAAGAGUUACUCUUUAGUAUUCAUAAGCGUCAUCUGCCGGGUCACAUACUGAAAGUUGACUUUGUUAAGGCCUUUGAUGCGGUGGACUGGGACUUUCUGGUGGAUCUUCAGGAGGCUAGGGGUUUCGGGGAACGAUGGGUGGGGUGGAUCAAGAUAAUUUUGUUUUCCUCCAAGGUGUCCAUUCUUGUCAAUGGUUCUCCGAACGGCUACAUUCGUUAUCAAAGGGGGCUAAGACAAGGUGACCCAUUAUCACUUAUAAUGUUUGUUCUGGUCAUGGAUGUUCACACAUGCGCUAUAGUCCAAAAUCUUGGGGGGUGUUCCACUUGGGGAGUUUCUUAG
Molecule: messenger RNA, 867 nt
Organism: Dioscorea cayenensis subsp. rotundata (Guinea yam)
Lineage: Eukaryota; Viridiplantae; Streptophyta; Magnoliopsida; Dioscoreales; Dioscoreaceae
Exons: 2
Coding region: 1-867 (288 amino acids)
Source: RefSeq, a predicted model, not a curated record